Messenger RNA from Racocetra persica, 209 nucleotides. The record is from the annotation of a GenBank genome assembly. Lineage: Eukaryota; Fungi; Glomeromycota; Glomeromycetes; Diversisporales; Gigasporaceae.
AUCCAAUAGAUAAUACAGCAGAAGAGCCACAAGCUUCAAUAGCACGCAUUAUCAGCAACAACCAAAUGUUUCUGGCAACAGCACGUGCUAUGGUCGAUAUAAUGAAUACUAUAAUGGAAGCUAAGUACACUUUACGUCUUGCAAAUUCAUCAGAUCAAAAGCUAACGAAGGACACGAUCCAGCAUAGUAUAAUCGCCGAUUGUGACUAG